Molecule: messenger RNA, 168 nt
Organism: Ambispora gerdemannii
Lineage: Eukaryota; Fungi; Glomeromycota; Glomeromycetes; Archaeosporales; Ambisporaceae
Source: the annotation of a GenBank genome assembly
AUGAAUGAAAGUCAAGUGGAUUUCGAUCUUUGCAGAUGUCGUGCGCAAGAGCUUCAUCCACUACAGAACAUUCAAGUACCGCAACACCAACAAGCGGCGGUCGCGGCAACUUCAACGGAAACCUCAAUUAUGGCAGUGGUCACGGAAACGGUUACGGCAACGGAUUAA